Phacochoerus africanus (Common warthog) is the source of this 1497-nucleotide messenger RNA. RefSeq names its product acyl-CoA thioesterase 13 (gene ACOT13). Gene Ontology annotation, molecular function: fatty acyl-CoA hydrolase activity. Lineage: Eukaryota; Metazoa; Chordata; Mammalia; Artiodactyla; Suidae. Bases 209 to 634 code for a protein of 141 amino acids. The record is from RefSeq and is a predicted model, not a curated record. The transcript has 3 exons.
GCCCCGGGCUGGCAAGGGCAAAACAGCGCUUGCGCGCGCGGUCACGAUGAACCGUGAUGCCUCUGUGCCCAAGUACAGAUAGGACGGCGGUGGCGGGAGCGCGCGCGAGGAGUCAUCCUGACCUUUGCGUCCUGGUACUUCUGCGAACUUGUGGGCGUCCUGCUCCUCCAAAAAGCUCUGGGGCCUAGGAGCUGACGAACAGACCACAAUGAGCUGUAUGACAAAGAAUCUGCAGGAGGCCCUCAAGUUCCUAGGCAAGAGUUCGUGUUUUGACAGAGUUUUGGAAAAGAUGACUGUUGUCUCUGCUGUCCCUGGGAAAGUGAUCUGCGAAAUGAAAGUAGAGGAAGAGCAUACCAAUAAAAUGGGCACUCUCCAUGGUGGCAUGACAGCCACCUUAGUGGAUUGUGUAUCCACAUAUGCUCUGCUAUGCACAGAAAGGGGAGCACCUGGAGUUAGUGUGGACAUGAACAUAACGUACAUGUCACCUGCUAAAAUGGGAGAAGAUAUACUGAUUACAGCGCAUAUUCUGAAACAAGGAAAAACACUUGCAUUUGCCUCUGUGGAUCUGACAAACAAGGUCACAGGGAAAUUAAUAGCACAAGGCAGACACACAAAACACCUGGGAACAGCCUAAAGAAACCCAACAAUGAAUGUCCAGAGUAAACAUGACUUGAAUACAAUUUUCAAAAUAAAUCAGCACAAUCAAAAAGUAGGUUAAGAAUUAUUUGGGGAAAAAUGUCAUAGAAGUCAAGUGGAACAUAGGAGAGGGUUGUCUGUAUUCUUUCAUUUUUAAGCCUCUUUAGCUUUCAUUUGUAAUCAUACACCAUACUUGGAUGAGAACAUUCUUAGCUCAAGGUGUUUUGAAAACAAGUAAAGCAAAGCUAGCAGGGCUAUUUUGAGAUGAGAUUACCUUAAAACUAAAAUCCAAUAUUAAGCAAAAGGAGAAAUCUAAAUUAAUGGUUAAUCCUUACAGACUCUUUUAAGUUCUUCUCAACUCUUUUUUUUUGUUUUGGGGCCACAGGUUCCCAGGCUAGGGGUCAAAUCACAGCUGUGGCAGCCAGCCUAUACCACAGCCACAGCCACGCAGGAUCUGAGCCGCAUCUGCGACCUACACCACAGCUCACGGCAGCACCACAUCCUUAACUCACUGAGCAGAUCCUUAAUGAGGGAUCAAACCUGCAACCUUAUGGUUCCUAGUCGGAUUCGUUGCCACUGCACCAUGACGGGAACUCUGCCAUACUACGUAUUUUUAAACCCAAUUUCAAGAUUGUGGAACUUCAAAAUGGAGGAACCAUAGGCCCACUGGAGAAUAAAAGAGUAAUUCUCAACAAAGUUUGAGGCAAAGUACAUUUGUGAUAAAUAGUCCUGUGGGUGUGCUACUUUUCCCUGAUAGAGAAUUUAUUAUAGGACUUGCAUAAUUUAUAGUGGUGGUGAGGCAGAGCAUUCUGUUAGCCCCUUUCUAAUACUGAGGAUAAAUAAAACCACGAAGGUCUUGAA